UCUCUUCUCUUCUCUUCCUUCUCUCUGUUGGUGAAGAAGAAAAGUAUGGAGCCUGCAUCACUCAUUUCAAAUCUUCAACAAGUUCUCAUCACUAAAAGGGAGGAUGGGAAUAGUAUUUCUUCUUGUUCAAGUACAGUUGAUGAGAGUGCGGUUAAGGAUUGUUCAAGGGCAGUUGUGCUUGUCACCAAUGGAGAUGGUAUUAAAUCCCCUGGUCUCACUUCCCUCGUCCAGGCUCUGCUUCGAGAACCUCGUUUCCAUGUUCACGUCUGCGCUCCCCAGUCGGACAAAUCUGUGUCCGGUCACUCUAUGACAGUUCAGGAGACUCUCACUGCCUGCUCUGCUGAAAUUGGUGGUGCUACUGCUUAUGAAGUCUCUGGAACUCCUGCAGAUUGUGUUUCUUUAGCUCUGUCCGGGGCAUUGUUUUCUUGGUCCAAGCCUGUUUUGGUUAUUUGUGGAAUAAACAAGGGAUCAAGUUAUGGUCUGAACAUGUUUCAUUCAGGGGCUGUUGCUGGGGCUAGAGAGGCAUUGUUGUGUGGUGUGCCAGCUCUUUGCGUUUCUAUGAACUGGAAGGAGGAUGUAAGCUGCGACAAUGAUUUCAAGGAUGCGGUCAAUGUCUGUUUACCCAUAAUACAUGCAGCCAUAAGGGAUAUCGAGAAGGGAAUUUUCCCCAAAAGUUGCUUGGUCAACAUAGAAAUUCCCAGUUCUCCCCUGAAAAAUAAGGGUUUCAAAGUAUCCAGGCAGAGUCUAAGGAGGCCUGCCCUGAUCUGGCAAGCAGUCUCAGCAACCAAACACCCUUCCAUUGGCCAUUUCAUGUCCAAUCAGCAAAGCCUUGGCUUUAAGCUUGCACAGCUUGGUCGAGAUGCUUCUGCAGUGGGUGCAGUGCGGUGCUUGAACUCAGACCAAAAGAAUCAGGAGAUUGAAUCAGUUGGGGUUGCAGGAAAACUCAGCUCCCAGAAAACAGUUAAAAAAUACUUCCGGUUAAAGUUCCAGGAGAUGGAGCAGGGCAAAGCAGAUGAGGAUCUAGAUUUCAAAGCUGUUGAAAAUGGAUUUGUUGCAAUCACCCCUCAUUCUUUAUCCUCAUAUUCACUGCCUGGGGUUCAAACAUGGAUAUUGAAUUGGAUUAACUUUCACUUCCCUGAGAAUAUACUUCUUUCUUCAUGAAACUUAGGAUUCUCUGCUAUUUGUUUUUUUUUUUUUUUUUGACUAAUUCCAACGUCCAUGUUAACCACAUUUAUCUUGGUUGCAUGGUAUACAAUGAACAAGUAUAAACUAUAGUUCCAAUCCUAAUAGUUAUAAUAAUGUUAGCGAAUUUAAUGGGUUA
This is a messenger RNA of Vitis riparia (riverbank grape), 1321 nucleotides long. RefSeq names its product 5'-nucleotidase SurE-like. Gene Ontology annotation, molecular function: nucleotidase activity. Bases 46 to 1161 code for a protein of 371 amino acids. The transcript has 10 exons. Lineage: Eukaryota; Viridiplantae; Streptophyta; Magnoliopsida; Vitales; Vitaceae. The record is from RefSeq and is a predicted model, not a curated record.